This is a messenger RNA of Ramularia collo-cygni, 1818 nucleotides long. RefSeq names its product related to GTPase-activating protein. Gene Ontology annotation, molecular function: GTPase activator activity; metal ion binding. The transcript has a single exon. Gene Ontology annotation, biological process: endocytosis; intra-Golgi vesicle-mediated transport; endoplasmic reticulum to Golgi vesicle-mediated transport. NCBI's taxonomy places the organism in Eukaryota, Fungi, Ascomycota, Dothideomycetes, Mycosphaerellales, Mycosphaerellaceae. Gene Ontology annotation, cellular component: Golgi apparatus. The record is from RefSeq and is a predicted model, not a curated record. The coding region runs from base 1 to 1818 and encodes 605 amino acids.
AUGUCCCGCCGACCGGCAGCAGGCCCCGACCGCAGCGAGCAGAACCGGGCCACGCUGAAACAGCUGGUCAAGCUCGAGGGGAAUAAGAGCUGCGGCGACUGCAAGCGUAACAAGCACCCGCGAUGGGCCAGCUGGAACCUGGGCGUUUUCGUCUGCAUUCGGUGUUCAGGCAUCCACCGCUCGCUCGGCGUACACAUCUCAAAGGUCAAAUCCGUUGACCUGGACACAUGGACGGAUGAGCAGAUGCAGAGCAUGCUACGUUGGGGCAAUGCCCGGGCGAACAAGUAUUGGGAGCACAAAUUGGCCGAAGGACAUGUGCCCAACGAGGCCAAGAUUGAGAACUUCAUCCGGACCAAGUACGACAGCAAGCGAUGGGUUAUGGACGGACCCAUGCYGGAUCCAAGCACGUUGGAUGAUGGAGACGUGGACGACGAUGUGCCGCUUAAUGUAGUGCAAGAGAAGGUCAAGCAGCGGGAGCGAGGUGCAAGUCUGAGGAAUGGGAGCGCUUCAGGCGGGAUCGCAGGGCCGCCGCGCGCGAGGCAGCAGGAGGUCGAUCUGUUUGGAGAUGACACUGGUUCUUCAAUGUCACAGCCUGCCAGACCUAGUACAACCGAGCCAUCCUUUAGUAGACCUGGACCACCAAAAGCACCAGCAGCACAGCCCAAGCAAACGCGUCCGGGCGAGAGCUUGCUCGGAUUGGACUUCUUUGGUGGUACGCAAUCUGCAGCACCGGCUCGGCCGUCGAGUACUGGACCAUCUACACCUGGAAUUGGUAACGGCAGAUCGGAUCUGAAGCAGUCGAUUUUGUCCUUGUACGCUUCGAAGCCAGUGGCAGCUGCACCGCAGCCUGCCGCGAACGCUUUCGGAGGUAUGCAGUCGUCCUCUCCUGCAGCUCAUCAGUCCAACGCCCAGUCAAUGAGCGGUAUGGAUGAUGCUUUUGGUUCGCUAUCAAUGUCUUCCAACACAGUGCAAUCCAAACCUGCGCCUUUCUCCAACUUUGCGCCUCCCGCGGGACACUCCAAGCAAUCUUCGAUACAGAAGUCGUCAUUGAGUGGAGGCAGCUUCUUCGACAUUAAACCAGCAGCGGCAGCGGCACCGCCYCCCAAGCCCAUAACAUCCCCAUCGUACGUUUCCCAGCAGCCGGRCAACAGCUUCGGAAACGAUUUCGGAGACUUCUCUUCUGCAUCGCCUGUGGCGUCGGUCAAAAGUCCCGCUGCAGCAACCAGCUCUAUGGGUGAUUUGUUCGAUAUGUCUGCACCAGCUCCACCUCCAAAGCCCGCUCCCAUCACAUCAGCAGGUUUCUCGAAGCCUGCGAGCAACUACUCUAGCAGCGCCUUCAACCUCUCCCAGCCCACGCCAGCACCUGCAGCGAAACCAGCAGCGAUCCAAUCAUCCAACUUCUCCAGCAUGAAUAACAUGGAUGCAUGGGGUAGCAGUGAUGCCUGGGCGACACCAGACCCCCCUGCGGCAGCACCCGCCAAGGCUGCUCCGCCACCACAGGCAUCCGCCUCGUCAUCUACCUUCAAGUCAACACCGGCACCUGUCAUGAACGACUUUGACUCUGGUUGGGGUGACCCAGCCCCUGCGCCUGCGGCCAGGCCUGCCGUUACGACGCCUGGCGCAAGCAACGGCGGCUGGGGCGAUUCUUCAGCUCCUGCUCAGUCAACUACCACUCCCAGUGCUGGUGGCUUCAGUGUGCAACAGGACGAGGAGUUUGGUGGAUGGUCGCAUGCAAGUCCCGUUGCCACAACUCCUGGCGCGAAGCAGGGCGGAAUGGGCGGAAACUCGGAUGAUCUGUUUGGUAACGUUUGGGGUUAG